AGAAUGGCUUCUGUAUACUCAGUUGAACAACGGGGACAAUCUAACAGUUUGAAUUACAGACUAUUCUUUAAGGAUCAGAAGGGGAAAAUUGUUUCACCAUGGCAUGACAUUCCUCUAAGAGUGCCUGGAACAGAUAAUGUUUUUAAUAUGAUUGUUGAAAUUCCACGAUGGACCAAUGCCAAAAUGGAGAUCUGCAAAGAAGAAAAGUUAAAUCCUAUAAAACAAGAUAUUAAGAAAGGAAACUUAAGAUUUGUUAAAAAUAUAUUCCCUCAUCAUGGAUAUAUUUGGAAUUAUGGUGCACUUCCACAAACUUUUGAAGAUCCAACAUGGAUGACUGAAUCUGAUCAUGGUAAAACUAAAGGUGAUCAAGAUCCAUUAGAUGUUUGUGAAAUAGGAAGCAAGGUACAUGCUAGAGCAUCAGUUAUUCAAGUUAAAGUAUUAGGUGUUAUGUUAUUAGUAGAUGAAGGUGAAACAGAUUGGAAGAUAAUAGCUAUUGAUGUCAAUGAUCCUAAAGCAGAUAUGGUCAAUGAUAUUGGUGAUGUUAAAAAAGUUUUUCCUGGUCUGUUAUCAGCCACACAUGAAUGGUUUAAAUACUAUAAAGUGCCUGAUGGAAAGCCAGAAAAUAUAUUUGGUUGGAAUGGAGAGGCUAAAAAUAAGGCCAAAGCUUUAGAAGAAAUACAAUGUGCACAUGUUCAGUGGACAAAAUUAAUCCAAGAACCUAAUUCAUUUGGUUUCAAAUGUGAGAACACCAAUACCCCUGGUAGUAAUAUGAUAGAAAAUGAAGAGGCUAGAAAAAUAGUAGAUGAAAUUCCACCAGCAUCUGAAGGUCCACAAAUUAGUUCUUCUGUUGAUGUAGUACAUUAUGUGAUUCCAUCUGGUGAAGUGUGAUAAAACCAGAUAUUCUUAGUUAUCUUCAUUUUAUAUUAAUCAUGAAAUUCAUCAAUCUCAUUUUAAUACAAUAAUAGUAGAAUCUUCAACCGUAUUAUUAUACAAUUAAUACCUUGUGGGAAAUAUAUUAUUUAUACAAUUAAUUAAUUAUUCUUCAAAAAGUAGAGCUGAUUGCAAUACAUAUCAAAUUCUAUACCCAGGUCAUAUUUCUUAAAUUACAAAACACCAAAACAUCUAAGUAUGUCAUUGUUUCUUACAAUUUGACCUGACAUAUUCUACAUAUUUGAACCUUUUCAGUUGCAUGCAACAUUUUUCUUAUUUGAUUUGCAAUAACCUCUACUUUUUGGUAAAGAGAUCUAGUAUCUAGUAACUUUUCAUGUCUAUCAAAUUAACUAUUCUUCAGUGUGUUAUAUUAAAUUAUGAUAAUUGUUUUAACUUUUGAAUCCAUCUCAUUGUCUUUAAUAUUACCGCGUUACAUGGUAGCUACAAUAAUAAACCCAUUGUAUUAUUGAUCUAGUUGUUAUGUUAAAGAAUUACAUUUUUCUUCAUUGUGCUUUGUUUAGUGUAACCUUCUGAAUCACUGAUUAUUGGGUUGAUUUUCUUUAUGAUUUUGACUGUUAUUUCGGUUAUGUUAUCAAAAUAAAUAGUGUAAACUUUGUAUGUAAAUUAGAAUAUAGGCUAAAUGACAAGAUCUAGACAUAAUAUCUAGAGAGCAAAGAUAAACUGGUUUGUUUUCCUGCCUGCUACACGCAGGGCUGACAUCGACAGUGUUUUGUCAUUUGGAUGGGACAAUAAACGGUCACCCUGUGUGCUACAGACUGGGCACGUUCCCUUGAUCCCUUGGAAAUCGAAAAAGACCAGGCAAAAAAUUGCACCCUCAUUUCACUCAGCAU
Messenger RNA from Lottia gigantea (owl limpet), 1781 nucleotides. RefSeq lists its product as hypothetical. Gene Ontology annotation, molecular function: inorganic diphosphate phosphatase activity; magnesium ion binding. NCBI's taxonomy places the organism in Eukaryota, Metazoa, Mollusca, Gastropoda, Lottiidae. Bases 4 to 888 code for a protein of 294 amino acids. Gene Ontology annotation, cellular component: cytoplasm. The transcript has 11 exons. The record is from RefSeq and is a predicted model, not a curated record. Gene Ontology annotation, biological process: phosphate-containing compound metabolic process.